ACUGCAGUCAAAAUUACCAAUUGGUAUUAUGGUAACAUGUCUCUUGGAAUCUGAAAUGCUGUACAUGGAACAAACUAUGAACUUUUGAAGGAUGGAAACUGACAAAAAGUUGCCACCAGAUGGCACUGUUUCUGCAUCCUCCACAAAUACAACCAGGGGAAGAGAACAGCCAGGCAAACAACAUACCACAACACUGACACCAGAUGGCGCUGUGGCUGGAUCCCCUGCAGGUUCUUCUGUGGUGACCAGGAAAAGAAAGAAGCAGGGGCGACAACGUACUACAACACUGACACCAGGUGGCGCUGUGGCUGGAUCCCCUGCAGAUACUCUCACUGCCACAGAAUCAAGACAGCAGCAGGGGAGACAACCCACAACAACACUGACACCAGAUGACACUGUGGCUAGACCUUCCACAGAUACUCUCACUGCCUCAGAGGAAAGACAGCAGCAGGGGAGACAACCCACUACAACACUGACACCAGAUGGCGCUGUAGCUAGACCUUCCACAUAUACUGUCACUGCCACAGAGGGAAGUCAGCAGCAGGGGAGACAACCCACUACAACACUGACACCAGAUCGCACAGUGGCUAGACCUUCCACAGAUACUCUCACUGCCACAGAAGCAAGACAGCAGCAGGGGAGACAACUCACUACAACACUGACACCAGAUGACACUGUGGCUAGACCUUCCACAGAUACUCUCACUGCCUCAGAGGAAAGACAGCAGCAGGGGAGACAACCCAAAACAACACUAACACCAGAUGACGCUGUGGCUAGACCUUCCAUGGACACUGUCAUUGUCAGAGAGGGAAGUCAGCAGCAGGGGAUACAAUCCUUUUCAGCAACCACACACAACUACCUACCAGGUUGUACAGUUUCACAUUAUGACAUGUCCAACUCCUCCAACAUUGCAGUCGGAGACAGAGGACAUCGAGGCUGUAUAUCACAAGAGAGCCUCAGCAUAAGGAUGAACCAGCUCAGUGAUAUGUUAGUGGCAACCUGUGCUCUUCACGAAGCAGAAGAUCUUCUGAAGAGGUACAGCCACGUUGCAAUCUGUGGAGCCCCUGGAGAUGGGAAGACUACUGCUGCUCUCAGGAUCUGUGAAACGUAUUUGAAGAAAAACUAUCAAGUAUUGUUUGUUGAAAAUAUUGAAGAGUUUGACAUUGAUGUCAUCAUUAAGCGAAAGUAUGACAUGCUGGUUGUGUUUGAUGAUAUCUUUGGUUCUGUUGCAUUUCCUAGCAGCUUGGAGAAAUUACGUAAAGUGUUCAAUGCCUUGGUUGAUAUUUUACUUCGAUUUAAAAGAGACGAGGAGCUAGCAGCCAAGGAAGGAAGAAAGAAGAAGAAAGUGAAGAAAAGUAUGAUGAAAAACGAAGAUGAGAAGCAACGUAAUGAUGAAACGACACAAAACUGCAACUACAAGCUUCGCUUCAUUUUCACAUCCAGGAACUACAACUGGAAUGAGGGCUGUGCAAGACUCCAUCAGUUCAAAGUAAAUCUUUUUAAACCUGAAACCAUUGUUGAUAUGAUCAAGACAUGUUUAACCACUGAAGAAAAGAAACAGAUCAUGACAUUGUUCAGGACCAGAAGCCAAAUCUGCAGUAUCUCCGAUAAGGACAUGAAAACUAUUACAGAGUUAAAAGACAGCAUGUUUGGAUAUCCUUUGACCUGUAAACUGUACUUCACCAACCAAGCGUUCCAGAUACAUAGUCUUGGGGACUUUUUCCUGAAACCAGUGAUAUACCUGAGAGAUGACCUUGACGCCAUUGUCCGUGAAGGCAGCAGCAGAUCGGCUGCUCUGAUUCUCCUGGUCCUGUGUGGAGGGAAACUGGACCUUGCCUCCUUGACGUGUGGGACAGACAAGAAGGUCACAGAUCUGUUUCAUGUUGUAAAGGAGAAGGUAGCACCAUGCACCGAUACAGACAUAGAGAGAGAGAUCAGCAAUUUUACUGGCACCUACUGUGUAGUGGAGAAUCAUGUGGCCUCCUUUUUACAUCCAGCGAUCCAUGAUGCUUCAGCAUGUGCUUUUGGGAAUCUCAACAGUGUUUUAUUAGUAAAACACUGUUCCCUUCAGUUUGUGUAUGAAAGGGUUAGACCAAGCAUGACUGAUGCUCGACAGACAACCCAAGUUGAUGAUGUGGAAAACAUUAUCUACAUCACUUCUCGUCUUUACCAAUUGAUGAUCACUAGGUUAGUGAAAGGUAUCCGUGAAGAUUGCUUUAGAUGGACAGUAGGACAUCCUGUAUUCAGAAACGAUGAAUUAGCAUCCUCACUGAUGACGGAACUGGAAAAUGACUUGCCUGAUUUAGUCCUCCGAAAGGACAGCACAUCUGGUGAAAGUUUUCUAUACUGGACUUCCCUGUCUAAUAAUGGUUUACUGUUCAGUCAGUCAUUAUUACUGAUGAGUGAAAAGAAAACUCUUUCCCCUGAAAAUGUCAAUGACCUGUAUGAGAGUAUGUCAGGUUGUAUAAAGGCUGGCAAGGUGGGGAACCUGCAACGUAUUGUUGAUGUGCUAAAGCACCAUGGAGAAUAUCAUGCAGACAGAAGGAUGGUGUCAGACAAAACACUGCUCAUAAUUGCUGCAGAGGCUGGACAGUUGGAUGUGUUCAACUUUCUACUGCAAGAAGGAGCAAAUGCUUUACUAAGGGACAAUGAAGGGAACAGCUGCCUUCAUCAUGCAUGCAAUUCAGGAAACAUAGAUAUUGUGAAAAUUGUUGUGGAAAGGUUUCCAGAUAUGACUGAUGAUCGUAAUAAUCAGGGUUUCACAUCUACACUGUUGUGUGCUGAGACAGGACAGGAGGAGCCCCUCAAGUACCUGGUGUCACAUGGUGCUUCUCUCUCUCUUAAGACAUCUGGAUUUCAGAGUUGUUUAUAUGUGGCGUGUGCAAGUGGUCAUUUAUUAACUGUCAGAUAUUUGUUGUCUUGUGGACUUAUCGACGUUAAUGAAAAAAACAAUAGUAAACAGAACGCCGAUUAUGAUGGCUGCUGA
Molecule: messenger RNA, 2986 nt
Organism: Haliotis rubra (blacklip abalone)
Lineage: Eukaryota; Metazoa; Mollusca; Gastropoda; Lepetellida; Haliotidae
Exons: 4
Coding region: 92-2986 (964 amino acids)
Molecular function (GO): protein binding
Source: RefSeq, a predicted model, not a curated record